This is a messenger RNA of Condylostylus longicornis, 711 nucleotides long. RefSeq names its product frizzled-like. Gene Ontology annotation, molecular function: Wnt-protein binding; Wnt receptor activity. Bases 1 to 711 code for a protein of 236 amino acids. Gene Ontology annotation, biological process: canonical Wnt signaling pathway; non-canonical Wnt signaling pathway. The record is from RefSeq and is a predicted model, not a curated record. The transcript has 5 exons. Gene Ontology annotation, cellular component: plasma membrane. NCBI's taxonomy places the organism in Eukaryota, Metazoa, Arthropoda, Insecta, Diptera, Dolichopodidae.
AUGUAUGGAAGUAAUGAUGCGUCGUUAAAAGAGAAAAUUUACGGUUUUAAAAAUUACACGAAUUCCAGAGUUGUAAGAAAAACUGUAAAAAUUUCAUCACUAAAACCAUCAUUAAAACUUUAUAGCUCGAAAGAAACUCGUGAUUGUGGAGCACCAUGUCACGCAAUGUUUUUCCCGGAAAAUGAACGUGCUGUCCUCCGCUAUUGGGUUGGAUCUUGGGCGGCUGUUUGUGUUGCCAGCUGUUUAUUUACGGUUUUAACGUUUUUAAUUGAUUCGUCGCGUUUUCGAUAUCCCGAACGGGCGAUCGUUUUUUUAGCCGUUUGUUAUUUUGUUGUCGGAUGUGCUUAUGUUGCUGGUUUAGGUGCCGGUGAUUCGGUAGCUUGUCGUGAACAAUUUCCACCACCAAUACGUAUCGGUAGAUUACAAAUGUUAUCAACAAUAACACAGGGUCAUCGUCAGUCAACAUCCUGUACCGUUUUAUUUAUGGCAUUAUAUUUUUGUUGUAUGGCUGCAUUUGCAUGGUGGUCAUGUUUAGCAUUUGCAUGGUUCCUUGCAGCUGGCCUUAAAUGGGGUCAUGAAGCAAUUGAAAAUAAAUCACAUUUAUUUCAUUUGGUUGCAUGGGCAAUACCAGCUUUACAAACAAUAUCAGUAUUAGCAUUAGCUAAAGUUGAAGUGCCGGAACAUUUACAUUUGUCGGUUACGGGCUACUAG